Molecule: messenger RNA, 3461 nt
Organism: Esox lucius (northern pike)
Lineage: Eukaryota; Metazoa; Chordata; Actinopteri; Esociformes; Esocidae
Product: gastrula zinc finger protein XlCGF26.1-like
Exons: 6
Coding region: 631-2385 (584 amino acids)
Biological process (GO): regulation of DNA-templated transcription
Molecular function (GO): RNA polymerase II cis-regulatory region sequence-specific DNA binding; DNA-binding transcription factor activity, RNA polymerase II-specific
Source: RefSeq, a predicted model, not a curated record
UUUAUUGUCAUCCACAACUGAAGUAUAUAAAAGACAAUGAUGUGUGAGAAAAUGUGUAUCAUUGAUGAAGCUAAAGGCUGAAUUAUAGACCGUAUCCAGAUAUUGAAUCAGAAGCUGAGGCAUGCAUGUAAGUCACAUUACCAGAAUCAGACAGAAACAUAAAUGUCACAUUCACAAUAUAUUUUCUAUGUUGAUGUGACUGACACGUUUUGUUCCUGUAAAAAUGAAUUUCUGUUUUUUGCUUUUUCAACUAUAAUGUGUUUUAAAAGACAGACCGUCAUCUAACCAAAUCUCAAGGAGAGGACGCCAGCUCAGACACAGACAGACCGUACGUCUGUUUCCAGGGUGGAAAGAGGUUCACUGCUCCAAGCAGCCUGAAGACACACUUAAGAAAACACAGCGGUGAGAGACCUCACCAGUGCUGCCUCUCGGGGAAGUGCUUCGUUCAAUCCACCGACCUGAAGGGACACCAGGUGAUGCACAAAGGUGAGAGAGAUGGUACCACCUAUUGCUGCCAAUGUUGCGGUAGCUCAUUACUGAAGACCUGCCAACCUGAAUGCAUUUAGCAAAGCAAUACAUUACGUGUAUUUAAGCAAUCCUUCACGGAACCCAAUAUGUAGGGAUGGCACUAUGUAUAGUAGGACUCGUUACACCUGGCCAUAUGAAUGUGCAUGUCACCGACAAAAAACCGCCAACUCCGACCCGGACAGUGCAGGAGACCCAGAAGGAUUGAAGUUGUCCCCUAAACCAGAACGACUGUUCAUCUGCUCAAAGUGUGGAAAGACCUUCACCACAGCCCCUUUUCUGAAGUUUCACAUGAAGAAGCACGGCGGAGAGAUACACCACCCAUGCUCUGUCUGUGGGAAAUGUUUUCCGCAAUUCCAGGACCUCGAGAGACACCAGGAGGUCCACACAGAAGGGGGCAUAACCUCUGAUGCAGACAGCCCAGGCAAACCAGACCCUGAGAGACCAUUCCCCUGCUCUGUGUGUGGCAAGAGGUUCACUGCAGCCUUCAUCCUUAAGGCACACAUCAAGAUCCACAGCGGAGAGAAACCCCACAAGUGUUCCGUCUGUAGCAAGGCCUUUCUUCGACGCUACGACCUUAAAAGACACCUGGUGACCCAUGAAGGAGAGGCUGUCAGCUCAGACAAAGACAGCGCAGGGAAUCGAGUUUCAGAGGGACUGUGGCACCAGGCGAUCCACAAAGGAGAGGGCGCCUUUGAUGUAUAUGGCCCACUGGACAUUGAAUCCGAGAGACCUUACCUCUGCUCCCAGUGUGGUAAGAGGUUCACUGCAGCCAGCAGCCUGAAGACACACAUGAUGACCCACAGCGGAAAGAAACCCCACCGGUGCAUCAUUUGUGGGAAGUGUUUCCUGCGAUUGCAGGACCUGAAGAGACACCAGGUGAUCCACAAAGGUGAGGGCCCCAGCAUAGAAAAACCCCACCAGUGCUCUGUAUGUGAGGAGAGUUUCUUGAAGCUCGAUGACUUAAACAUUCACGUGAUGAUUCACACUGGAGAGAAGACCAAGCACAUCUGCCAUCCCUGUGGGAAGACAUUCACUCUGCUGCAGGACCUGAAGACUCACCAGCGCAUCCACUCAGGAGAAAAACCAUACCACUGCUCUAAGUGCCCAGAAAGCUUUGGCAAUUUGUUGGAGUACAGAGAGCACAAACAGACACACAACAAUGAGAAACCAUACCUCUGUGACCAAUGCGGACAGACAUUCACCCACCUAUACACCCUGAAGACCCAUCGGUCGAUACACACAGGGGAAAACCUCCUCCACUGUUCUUACUGUGGGAGGGGUUUCACUCAGAAAACAUCCUUGUCCACCCACAUACUGACCCACACUAAGGAGAAACCACACCAGUGCUCUGUGUGCAGUCGUUGCUUUGCCAGAACUGAAAGCCUGAAGAAACACAAGAGGAUACACAUGGAAGUGGUCCGCCACCACAUGUGCGAGUGCGGGAAAAGUUUCCCAGACAUGAAAAGGCUUGAGGUCCACGCAAGAGUUCACUAUAAGAACCUUGAGAAGAAGUAUAGUUGUUCGUAUUGCGGGAGAAAGUUCUUACGGGAUGGUGAUCUAAAAAGUCACCAAAGAACACACACCGGAGAAAAACCCUUUGUCUGCGCUAUAUGCGGUACUCGUUUUGCCCAGUCUGGCAACUUGAGAGUGCACCAGAUCAAGCACACCAAAGAGAGACCAUACCCUUGUACCGUCUGCAAAAAGGGGUUCACCACCUCAGGCAGUCUGAAGGUGCACAUGAGAAGGUUUCAUACGGGGGAGAAGCCAUAUGUCUGUACUCUGUGUGGCAAAGGGUUCCAUGUACCUAAAGCAUUAAAGGCACACCAACAAAAACAUAUGAAAGAAACCACUGUCUAGUUAGAAAGCAUCAGGUUAGCUAGCAAACUUUAUAGAUGUUGUUUUGUUACAGUUAUCUGCACAAUAUUCUAAUCAGUAACUUAACGUUUGGAUAACUCAAACUCCGUACUAUUAUGUUAAUUUCCUGUUAAGAGGCAUUAAAAAAGACAUCAAAAUAGUAUUACCAAUUGAACAACAUCUACAGUGUGAUCGAUUAAUAUUAAUUUACACAGCUGGCACUAAAUUGAUGUUGGAUUUUUUUCUUAAGGGUGAGGUAAGUUUCUAGCCCGUUGCUUUCUUCAAUAAUAUAAUCAGGAUGCAUUUCUUGUUAAAAACAAAGUCGAUCUUACAGUUGAUUAAGCACUCCUUUUUUUUUUACCUAAGCAUAACAGAUAAUCAGUUGUUAAGACUAUUUUAGUGUCUCAUAAAGGACUGAUUGGGCUCACCUCUGAAACCAAAAUGCUGCUUGGGAAAUGGCAUAACUUAAGCACUGCUAAACAGGGCUGUUUAGAAGUGAAGAAUGAUCAUCAUGUGAUGCUCUAUUUAUUGAACGAUUGUUGACAUUGUUGGUAACAGAAAUCUCAAGCUGUUGAAAUAAAUCUAAACAUGAUGUGUCUGUUAGGUCUGUCCAAAAUCAUUCUGAAUCUAAACAUGAUGUGUCUGUUAGGUCUAUCCAAAAUCAUUCUGAAUCUAAACAUGAUGUGUCUGUUAGGUCUAUCCAAAAUCAUUCUGAAUCUAAACAUGAUGUGUCUGUUAGGCCUGUCAAAAAUCAUUCUGAAUCUAAACAUGAUGUGUCUGUUAGGUCUGUCCAAAAUCAUUCUGAAUCUAAACAUGAUGUGUCUGUUAGGUCUAUCCAAAAUCAUUCUGAAUCUAAACAUGAUGUGUCUGUUAGGUCUAUCCAAAAUCAUUCUGAAUCUAAACAUGAUGUGUCUGUUAGGCCUGUCAAAAAUCAUUCUGAAUCUAAACAUGAUGUGUCUGUUAGGUCUGUCCAAAAUCAUUCUGAAUCUAAACAUGAUGUGUCUGUUAGGUCUGUCCAAAAUCAUUCUGAAUCAGCAAUAAUUACAUUGAACAAUAAAAACCUCCUGAAAUUAAACUUA